This is a messenger RNA of Acanthaster planci (crown-of-thorns starfish), 1769 nucleotides long. Its product is annotated as histone H4. Gene Ontology annotation, cellular component: nucleosome. The record is from RefSeq and is a predicted model, not a curated record. Lineage: Eukaryota; Metazoa; Echinodermata; Asteroidea; Valvatida; Acanthasteridae. Gene Ontology annotation, molecular function: structural constituent of chromatin; DNA binding; protein heterodimerization activity.
UUGUUUCAUUGCUUGUCACUUUACCAACGCCCCUUGCCGGUGUUUGAAAUACGUCCGCAAUACAAGAAUUUAAACAGAACGUCUGCCGCGGAUCUAGAGCUGGGUGGACAUGUUGUUGCUUUGUUACUAGCUUUGCUGACGCCUUGUGGAGCUGCAAGAAUCAUGUCUGGUCGAGGAAAAGGAGGGAAGGGACUAGGCAAGGGAGGUGCAAAGAGACAUCGUAAAGUCCUUCGAGACAAUAUUCAAGGAAUCACCAAGCCAGCCAUCCGUAGAUUGGCACGCCGGGGGGGAGUCAAGCGAAUUUCAGGUCUAAUUUACGAAGAGACAAGAGGUGUGCUCAAGGUGUUUCUGGAAAACGUAAUCCGUGAUGCUGUGACCUACUGCGAGCAUGCCAAGCGGAAGACUGUCACAGCAAUGGAUGUGGUAUACGCCCUCAAGCGCCAAGGACGGACCUUGUACGGAUUUGGCGGGUAACCAACAACAACCGGAGGCAUCGUCAGGCACAGAUUGUUUGUUUCGCCUUAAAACUCUUACAUCUUGUCGCAAUCAAUUACCUUUCAUGAUUGACACUUCCUUCAAAAACAGCAUUAUCUUAAAUAGUAGCAUACGCCUGCUUUUGUGCGUCAUUAUUUACUUCCAAACUCCAACAAUUUUAAGGGUACCGGCGCUGAAUGUACGUUGUUGGAUGAUGUGUGGGUCUAUUGUUGCUGAAAAAAUAUUUUCUCUGUGACGGUAACCUGUAAAGAUCCGUGAAAGAUAAACCUCGCAGUUUUCUGUAUCUUUACACAUUUGUCCUGGCAGGAAACCUACACCAAUUCAACUUGUGUAAGUGAAUCACUAUUCAGAUUUGUAUUAAUGAUAAGAAACUGUGCAUCACGUCAUUAUAAAAAAAUCUAAUGGCUGAGCUGCAGUUAUUUUUGUCCAAGUAUUACAUUAUGGUUUUUAUAUGUGCUUUGUACUUUUCUUGGGGAUAACUGCUAUUGUAUCAUUUGAUAAAGUUCCUAGAGUAGUGAGUCAGUAACAAAAUGUGUAUUAAAUGAACGAUGCCGUUUUCUGAACCACACUGUGUAAUUUUGAUUAUAAACUCCUAGAAAAGACCAACAACCAAAGAAAACAGACCCAUGUCGAAGAUAAUUUCAUAAAAUAUUGCUCUGGGUAGCCUGGUUUGAUAUGUUUAUAUGGGAACGUUUGAUGAUUCAUUUUAUCUUUGGCUUAUUCUGCAGCGCAGUGACCUCCAUAUUUAUAGCCAAGUCAGUCUUAACUGAAUUAAAAUUAAUUGAAUGAUACAUACACUUGCGGAAAUUGACUGAGAAAUGUUUUUUGACCCGAGUCUGAAAUCCCUCUUGCUAUUUUCCAUGGGAUUAUUUUUUGUUGACAUUCAAAAGAUGAACCCAAAUGAGUGAUUUAUGAUGUCGAAUUGAGGGCAUAACUGGACUGGUUUAAGUCACUGGUGCGUCACGGUGCUGGUCCCCUUCCUUUUUUUUGAUAAUGUUUGAAUACUAGUUGCUUACAUAUUUUUAUCUUUGUGUGAACCAUCAUGAAACGUCAGUCCUACAGCUUUGUACUCCUCAGUCUUGGAAUUAGGCAACUCAAGUCGGUGGAAAGAGUAUUAUUAAAAACUUUUUUUGGGGGGGUUACGAAUACCAUUUAACUUUUAUUGAUUUAUGUAAGGACAAAGACGUGUAUAUGCACAUCUUAAUUAUGUCGCACUCAAAGGAAACUGGCGCACUCGCGAUUCUUACGUGCCAAGUAUUUGUUAUUCAUGCUUU